Messenger RNA from Pecten maximus, 1635 nucleotides. RefSeq lists its product as uncharacterized. The coding region runs from base 62 to 1633 and encodes 523 amino acids. The transcript is spliced from 11 exons. NCBI's taxonomy places the organism in Eukaryota, Metazoa, Mollusca, Bivalvia, Pectinida, Pectinidae. The record is from RefSeq and is a predicted model, not a curated record.
UCUAGGUCUAUGUGUCAGCUUGGUCACUCCUUGUAGAUGGUAGAUAAGCUUACACUUCAGAAUGUUGUCGAUUACAGUUUUUCUUGUUUGUUUGGCAUUGGGUGGUGCUCAAACUAAUGGAAUAUGUGACGAUAUUAAUUCCAUGAUCUGCCAGGACCUGUAUAACCUAAAUCCAAACAUGUGUGCCAACUCCUGCUACUCGGUAGCUCUGUGUCCACGCUUCUGUGGGAAAUGUCCACUGAAAUGUUACCAGUGUCAUGAGGUUUCCAGUCCAGAUCAGUGUUUUACAUCCACACAAUGCCCGUCUGUUGAUCACUUCUGCAUCACUACCCAGUCGUUUACUGAUGACUUCAAGGAGGUAUACAAACUAGGCUGUGCCCCUAACACGGUAUGCACAUCUCAUUUUGGUCCAGCCAUAGGUCGCAGACAGGACGAUUCUGUGUCAAAGCGGGGCAUAUUACAGGGUUCUUGUUGUGAUACUGAUUUAUGUAAUGUAAAGUCUCGUAACGUAACGACAGCUCCAGCAAAUGAUCCAAUGCCUUCAGUCAUUGUUCGUGACGAGUUUGAAUUGUCCGCGCCAACAACUGGCAACAUCAGUCUUUCUACUUCAAUACCGACAACAAACUCAUCAAUUGUAACCGAUGUACAAUCUGCGACAAUGGCACCGGCUGUGACUUUAGCUCCAGUUGUGACUUCUGCUCCAGUUGCGACAGCUCUUCCAGUUGUGACUCCUGUUUGUGAUGACGUCGAUGCAGAUAUAUGUUCGCGGCUUGCGCUGAAUUUUCCAGAUAUGUGUACAAUCGAUUGUAUUGCAAAUGACGUUUGUCCUAGGAAAUGUGGCAAAUGCAUGGGGUGUUACCAGUGUAGUCAUGUGCCAGUCGCUGAAACCUGUUCACACAAAACGGUUUGUGCAGCAGGAGAGCAAUGUUAUACUGUCGAGACGAUAUCUGCUUCGCUUGAACGAGGAUACAGAAUGGGAUGUUUAAACGAAAAGCUAUGUUCCUCCUUUGGUGAAGCUGCUCCUGAUAUCUUUGGAAAGCGUCAAGCAUUUGAACUGUCCCUCCAUGGCGGAUGUUGUAAAGGCGAUUAUUGUAACCACCACGCUCUACUACCGACAACCACUCCCCCACCGACUACAACUAUGGCUCCGACUACACCUUCGCCGACAACCCCUCAUAAAUACUGCCCUAGUCGACACAACAGAUGUCCGUCAGAAUGGAUUCAUCACCAAACAUCAUGCUAUGCUUUAUCACUAACGGCAGUGAGCUGGGCGGACGCAAAGGCUACCUGUGAACGCCUCUGCGGUAAAUUGGCAGACUUUAGCUCAUCAGCUGACUUACAACAUGUUCUGCAAGACCUCGGAAAAUACCUCUACACUCAAGCCGGACUAAGUGGUACAGCUUGGGUUGAUGGCCAUGUGUCCCAUCAGGAAUGGGUACUAAGCAACGGACAUGAAGCAGACCACUCCCUUUCUCAUGACCUACAUAAUUCCGAUAGCUCCAAGUGUGGAUCGGUUAGUCUGGGGAUACACGUAUUCGGUCAUCAUGUCAACACGCCAAGUCACUACCUGGAUCCGUCGGACUGUCAAAUCAGACAUCUACCAUUAUGUGAAAUAGAACACGUUUACUCAUAAAA